CGCAAGGUAAGACAGGCAGUAUGGCGGAAGAAGAGAGUGACCUGGAAUCAGAAAGACUUAAAGAGGAAUUGGAGAGUUUGUUGGACGCUACCAGAAAUGACGAACCAUGGCUGAAAAGCAAAAAUUAUUGUUCUAGGUUUUGCGAGCUGGUGGAAGAACAUGCUGGUCGAUGGCAGGUGCCAUUGCCUCAGCUGCAGGUGCUUCGGACGGCCCUCUGCUAUUUCACCCAUGGCACAGUCUCCUUCCCCAACGACUGUGAGCAUGUGCAGUAUACCCUGGGCAGCCUUGCUCUGAGCUUUUUUGAACUCCUGCUGUUUUUUGGCAAGGAUGAAUUCCUGGAGGACCCUUUAAAAGACAUACUCGACUCUUUUCAGGACUGUUUUGCAAAUCUGGUGAGAUACAACAAUGUUUACCUGUGGGUGGUGAACCAGAUAAUCCGAAAUGGUGGUCCAUGGGCGAAUUCAACAUUGCAGGCCAUCUUAAGGGAGUCUGUUCAGCUGCAGGAUGAAGCCAGGAAGUAUUUGGACUCUGAAGAACCUGUUUUCUUUGAUUUGCGGGUGCGCUACCUGCUGGCCUGUGAUCGAAUUCAGGAGGCUGUGGCCCUAGCAAAGAGUUGCACGCAGCAUCCGGAGAUGGGGAAGCACCUGUACUUUCACCAGGUUCACUUGACAUGUCUAUGGAAGACAUCACUACUCGAUCACUUUCAGAAAGAAAUGGCUGUGAUUGAUGGGAGAGAUGCUGUCGAAAUACUCUGCAACACUGAAAAAGAGGAGAAGGAUGAUUUGCUCCUGGCUUUCAGUAAAGCUUUCCUCACUCAGCAGCUGCAGAAUGGAGACAUGUACUACAUGUGGGACCUAAUUUUCAUAUGGAGCAAGCUUCACCUCAGGGCAAACCCUUCCAAAGAGAACUUUUUGGAAGAAUGCUAUCAACUGAUGCAGCGUGUGACUAAUGUCAAAUCUAUCUUUCCUUUUAUGAAAGUCAUCAGAGAUGAAAUGGGCAAUGAAGGCUUGCAGUUCUGUGUGGACCUGUGUGCACGUGCCCUUCAGAUGGACCUUCACCAUGACCCUGUCACCAAAUCACUAAUCUACAAGACCAUUGCUUACUUGUUGCCCAGUGAUCUAGAGGUCUGCAGAGCUUGUGCCCUUCUGGUGUUCUUCUUGGAGCGUACUGUGGAGUCUUACAAGACUGUAUACAUUCUCUACACUCACCCCGACCAGGAAUAUCAUGUCGACUCCAGUUUAAUAAAAAACCAGAUUCGCUUUGAAAUUCUUCAGAUUUUAAAGAAGGGUUUGUUUUUUGAUCCAGAGUUUUGGAACCUUAUCACUUUGAGAACCAACUGCCUGAAGCUGAUGAGUGAAAAAGUUAUGAAAGCUGCUUUGAAUGAAAUUAUAGAUGAUAAAUGGAUGCCACACUACUGUGUGAAAGAGCCAUACAAGUUGCAUUCAGAUGCUUCAGACUGCAAUACAAAUGAAGAAGUGAAACUACAUAGAAACAAGCCUGAAGUCAAACUUGUUCCUGUUCCAGCUGAAGAAACUGUACCACCUCCAGCAAAGAAAAGGGGCAGGAAACCUGGGUCACGUGUCCAGAAUCUAGUUGGUGAAUGCCAGUUAAGACGGUCUUUCAGGCGGCUGGACAUGUCUCAAGAGAAUUCCAACAUGCAUGGCAGCAGGGAACAAAGGCACCUUGCCAGACAGGUAGAAAAGAAAACCUUGAAAUGCCGUGGCAGAAAACCACGCUGGCUGCUGCAAGACAUGGCCAGACAGGCUGAGAACAGCAUUUCUAGACGAAGCUAUUUUGGGAAGAAAAUGCAGCAUUUUCCCACAGAAAAAUUGUCCGAAUGUGCUACUGGCAAGACUAGCAUAGACAUGGAGACCCAAGAAGUCUUUUUGGAGAAAAAAGGUGAUGAGGUGUCAUCACAUGUUGAAGUCCAGGGUGAAAUGAAUACAGUCCUCACCCAGUCUCAGGAUCAGGCCAUGUCCAUGUCGCCUGCACCUCUCCUAGAGGAUGCACAAGCCAUUCCUGUCCAUGGAACAUUGCUGGAAUUUUCUCUUCCUGAUAAUGAGUUUAUGGAGUCUUUCUCUGUGGACCAUGAUGUGGAACUUCCAGAGCAGGGACAUCAUCAGCAAGACUCUACUCAGGAGAAUAUUUUUGGUAUUCCAAAGGUUCCUAUGGAACAGCUGCUUGCUAAGCCUUGCAUGACAGAAACAGAUGCUCCAUUGGAGGGACUAAGUAAGGCUGAGUCACCUCCUUUGUCGACUGAGCUAAAUUCUGAACUUUGUGAGGAAUUAGCCAUUGAAUUGCAUAUUGCCACCAUACAAGAACUGCACAACUAUUCCAAAAUUCUUGAAGAAACCUCAGAAGUUGGUCUUCAGUCACUGCCUGGAGCAGCAUCUCCUAUGCAAAAGGAAGAUUUAUAUAAGUCAGGGCAGGACUAUACGAUAGGGCAUUCCUGUCAACGUUUAGUGGAAACAGAAGUUAGUUCACCUGUUCAGACAAGCAUUGUUAAUCCAGUAUUUGCAGCUAAAGUUUCCAUAGUGGGAUCUGAAAUUCGUCAUGAUGUGAUUCACAUUGAUACAACGUGUGAGAUUCCUUUGGAAGGGAAUGUUUCAGAUAUUAAUAGGAAUAUAAUUCCAAAUGGUGGUACUGGUGACCCGCAGAUCAUGGGUAAUGCUACUGAUUACAGGGCUAUACCAUAUGAAAGCCAAACUAAAAUUGCUGCUAGCACCGAUGGUAGUUCUGACUUCCACAGUGUUCCCAGUGCUGCAGAUGCAGAACCACACAAGCCUUUAGCAGCCUUGUCAGCCUCGUCCAGUUCUCCCACCAAAAUGGGAAACUUAAUUCUCAAGCAUCGUUGCAAGGAAUGUAACAAAGAGUUCAGAGGUGGGAAUAUAAUGCGUCAUGCAGUGGCUCAUCUCCAGCGGGACAAGCUGAAGUGUAUGUUCUGCACAGAAGUAUUUAGAUCUCGUAUUAAAGCAAAGAGCCAUGUGACAGAACACAUUGAAAAAAUGAAAAAUGCCCCUAAUUGCAAUCCAGAUAAUGAUAUUGGAACUACUACUGCGAGUUACGAAGAUAUAGUUCUUCCAUAUAAAACAUUUAAUAAUGAGGCUGUUGAUAUGAAUCAUACCCAACAGUCAAACAUUUCAAGAGGUAAAGUGAAAGCCAAUGGAUUUGUUGAAACUGGAAGUCAGCAAAGUGAAAAGGGAGAGUACUGCUGUCCUGCAGAUGGCUGCGAUAAGACAUUUGCCCGAGCAGAGUGGCCUCUGAUCAGGCAUGCCAUGAAAUUCCAUGCUGAUGAUGUGAAAGUUCAGGAAUACACCUUCUCCUUAAAGAAGGGAAACUGCCACUUCUGCAAGAGAAAGUUUCUUAGUUUGCCACAUUACCAGGACCACAUCAGAGGCCACAAUCAUCCACUCAAACAUCCUUGCCUCCAUUAUGAUUGUAAAGAACGCUUUAAGACCCUGACGGAGCUCAAGAGUCACAUGAAGAGCCAUCAACCACUCCAAGCACAGUGUAGCUUUGCAGGCUGUCUGAGGCGUUUCAGUCUCCUACGUCUAUUAUUUGAACACGAGUUGAAGCAUUACCUGCCUACCAAAGCAAAAGAUGAGACCCAGGACACGGUCUGGGUUGUUCGUGGGAAACGGGAAGAGUUUCAAGAUACCACUAACAGUGGCUUGGUUUGCCAAGAACCUACAGAUUGUAAGAAUGAUAGGUUUGCAACCUCCAGCAAAUAUAUCACAAAUUCCAUGGCAAUAAGCAAUGAAAAGCAAGAGCUGCAGGCACAGAAUGUAGAAGGGAUGCCUGUACUUGCUGAAGGUGUCAGCUCUACAGAGGACAAGGAUGCUGACAUACAGCUUGUCAACGGUCAUGGUAAAAAUGGGGGAAGGCUGGAUGUCUCAGCUCAAACUGAGUGCAAAACUGAGAGUCCCCAGGAAAGUGAACAAGAGAAUAGACUAGGCAACAAAAGUGUAGACGAUAAAACCCAAACUGAAAGUGCAGUGGGUCAGCAGGAGCCUUGUCUGCCAGGCCAGAAAGCAGCCAAACCUGGAGAACAGUCUGGCUACGGGGGGACAUCCAACAGACCGUUUGUGCGUCUGGCGCCCUCCGCCUACUUGGAUGAGAAGUACAUCAGCAUGCCCAAGCGCAGGAAAUCUUCAGCAGUUCCCAGUCCCUCUUCUGUACAGCAGAGCAGCCCAAGUGACAAAACCCCGAGGCAACGAUGUGCCAAGUGCUUCCUCAUCUUCAGUAGCGCAGAGGAGUUACAGAGUCACCACUCCUCAAACCAGUGUACAUCUCUGUUCGGCUUUGAUUCAGAUGAGGAAGGUAUGUGGUAAAAUACAGCCAAACUGGAGGUGUACACGGUCUACGUCUGGGUAGCAGGGGGACAUUGUGAUGUGCUGAUUUGGUCCAAAAGGCAAGGUAAUAUCAGACUGCUUUCCAAGCAGAUGUCCCUCAUGAAGACUUUUGCCAGGGCUUAUGGGACUCCUGUUCUGUGAGAUGGAGCAAAUGUUCACUGUGAGAGCAGAAACACAAGGGGACACAGAAACUGCACCACUGCUGAAAGGUCCAUAAUACUUUGGAAAAUUUGCAUCCAUUUUUUGACAAUAAUAUGGAAGACACUAAUGUUUUUGAUGGCCUAACCUUGGCUUGUCAGGACACGUAAACUGUACUAAGUGCCUGGACCCAAAUACUCAACCCCCUGCUAUAUUUUAACAACAGUUGCCAGCUGUGACAACUAGUAUAUAUAUAUAUAUUAUGUAAAAAUAUUUUGGGCAGUUUUAUACAAACCUUGUAUUUUACUCUUUUUGUAUUAAUCUGGAAAACAAGUACAGAGUCAUGGUUAUCUGCUAUUCUGCAGUGGGUUGGCAAUUAUUCCAGAGUUCACUACAUUGACCAUUUUGUUAAUCCUUUCUAGAGUCUCUCCUUUUGAAGCUAUCAUACAACCCUGUUUCCAAAAAUUUGGGACACUGUGUAAAAUGUAAAUAAAAACAGAAUUCAAUGAUUUACAAAUCAUAAACCAAUAUUUAGCUGAAAAUAGAACAAAGACAUAUCAAAUACUGAAACUGAGAAAUUGAAUAUUGUUUUAUGACAAAUAUAUGUUCAAUUUGAAUUUGAUGCCAGCAACACAUUUCAAAAAAGCUGGGAUGGGGCAACAAAAGACUAGAAUUGUUGUAUAAUGUUCAAGCAAAACACCUGGUUGAAUGUCUCACAUAAAAUUAGGUUAAUUAGCAACAGGUCGGUAAGAUGAUUGGGUUAAAAAAGAGCAUGUCAGAGAGGCAGAGUCUUUGCAGUGAAGUUGGGGAGAGGUUCACCACUCUGUGAAAGACUGCACGGGCAAAUAGGUCAAACAUUUGAGAAUGUUCUUGGAUGUAAUACUGCAAAGAAUUUGGGAAUUUCGUCAUCUACGGUACAUAAUACCAUAAUACCUAAAACAAAUAUUGGAUAGCCAUAACCUUCGGGUCCUAGGGCGGCACAACAUUAAAAACAGACACGAUUCUAUAGUAAAAAUCACUGCAUGGUGUCAGGAACAAUUCCAAAAAUCAUUGCCUGUAAACACUAUCAUUCGUCGCUGUAUCCACAAAUGCAAGCUGAAACUCUAGCAUGCAAAGAAGAAACAAUAUCUAAACAUCCUGAAAUGCCGCCGAUUUCUCUGGGCCUGUGCUUAUAUUAAGAUGGCCUGAGGCAAAAUGGAAAACUGUCCUGUGGUCUGACAAAUCAAAAUUUCAAAUUAUUUCUUGGAAAUCAUGGAUGCCACAUCUUCUGGACUAAAGUGGAGAGGGACCAUCCAGUGUAUCAGCGGAUAGCCAGCAGCCAUAAUGGCGUGGGGUGCAGUAGUGCCCAUGGCUUGGGUAGCUUGCACAUUUGGGAAGGAUAUAUAUGUAUGUAUGUUUUGGAGCAAUGUAUGCUGCCAUCCAGACAACGCCUUUUUCAGAAAUGGCCUUGUAUAUUUCAGCUGGACAAUGCCAAACUGUAUUCUGUGUGUAUUACACCAGCAUGGCACCGUAGUAGAAGAGUCUGGGUGCUAGACUGGCCUGCCUGCAGACGUGUCACUCACUGAAAACAUUUGGCCAAUCAUGAAACAAAAAAUACGACAAAGGAAACCCCAAACUCUUGAGCAGUUGAAAUCCAAUAUCAGGUAAGAAUGGGACAAGAUUUCACUUUCAGAACUCUAGCAACUGGAGUGUUGUUAAAAGAAGUGAUGCAACUCCUGUCAACUUUUUUGAAACAUGUUGCUUGCAUCAAUGUUCAAACUGAGAAUGUAUUUGCAAUAAAUCAACAAAACCUCAGAACAAAGACAUUGAAUAUUGAAACUAUUUUCAAUCAAAUAUAGGUUUGAUUUGAUUUGAGUUAUUGAUUUUGUUUUUAUUUACAUUUUACGCAGCAGACCCAAUUUUUUGGAAACAGUUGUAUUUAUAUUUAGAAGUCUGUCAAACAUGACUAUUGAUCUGAUGCUAGGAAUUUGUGUUUCCUUUUGUACUUUGUACUAAUAGUGCAUGAGUGAUAGGUGUGCUAGAGAUGUGUGUCUUGGACCCUCCCUUUCCUUUUUCUCUCAUAUGAGGUCAUUAGUAUUGAAACAUUCUUAAAGAAUGAUAAUGCACAAAGUGUGUCAGCCAGUGUUUUACAGGCAGUAGCAACAGUAUACUAAAUGGGUCUAAACCAGUGAUCACCAAAUGGCGGACCGAACCACAAUUGAGUCUUCACAUCACAAUUGAUUGCACCCCCCCACCACACCUCAGCAAAUUUUAUUUUCGACAUGGUUUAACCCUUUGAAGGAUGCAGUGGACAUUGGGUUUGUGAUGCUGGUGGAAUUUGGCCCUCACAGAACAAUAGUUGAGGUCUCCUGACCUAGAUGUUUUCAAGCUUCAGCUGCAUUUGUAGAUUAUGCUUUUUCAUAGUAAAUGCAAUGUGUGUCUUGACAUACAACAAAAGGUUUCACUAAAGAACUUUGGCAUUUUUUUUCCCUGUAAUACCUCUGAUUGUAAAAUUAAUAUGUGAAUUGGACAAAAACAUAAGACUGAUAAUAUCAAUUUAAUACCUGCAUCCUAAAUACUUUUGUCCAAUUCUUUGCUGAUUUGCUUAAGAUGUCCAAACUACCAGAUUUCAUUUUCAGGUCCAUUUUAUUUACUAUGCCUGUAUGUGGCAAGGCUUUUUUUUAGAAUAAUUUUUAAAAUAAUAAAACCUAAUUUAUUGCUUUGUCAUUUAAUUCUUUUAAAGUUGUGUUUAAGGUUGCUGUGGAAAUCAAGUUGGCCAUCUUACCAAGAUACUAAUACUUUGCUAGCAUUUUUAAUUUGUUCAGCAUAUCCCUUGUUAGGGAAAUAUCUGUAUUUUUCCCGCAAUAAUCAUUUAGGUGUAAUACAGAUUGUGUUGACAUUGUAACAAGACUCAAUGGUGCUUAUGAACAGACUGGAUCCCAAUCCCCAUGUCUAAAGUCCUUUUGCUUCUCACUUACACAGGACCUGUCUGAACAAUAAUGUAUCAUGUUCCCAGGUUAAAACACUGUGGGCCACUGUGUCGGCCUCUGAGGUUAAAACAGGAGUGGCCUAUGUAUACAUAUGUGCACUUGUGUGAGUUUGUGUAUAUAAUUUUAUUUAUUUGUUUUGUAUUAUAAAUGAAUGGAUGGAUGAUGUAUUUUCUUAAUGAGAAAAGUUGAAUGCCUUUACCUGUUUGUAAGUUGUAUGCCUUUAGUAAACCAAAGGAGAGGAAGAAUGCUUAACUUGCUGGAUAACUUCAAGGAAGUCAAAAAUGUGAACAGCACUUGUAAUUGGCUGUACAAUAAAAAUUUAUCCCACCCA
Molecule: messenger RNA, 7790 nt
Organism: Paramormyrops kingsleyae
Lineage: Eukaryota; Metazoa; Chordata; Actinopteri; Osteoglossiformes; Mormyridae
Product: zinc finger protein 654-like
Biological process (GO): regulation of transcription by RNA polymerase II
Cellular component (GO): nucleus
Molecular function (GO): DNA binding; DNA-binding transcription factor activity, RNA polymerase II-specific
Source: RefSeq, a predicted model, not a curated record